AUGUCUAAUUAUAGUCUGAUGCUUAAGUAUAUAAUCAUAGGAGAUACAGGUGUUGGAAAAUCCUGUAUAGUUUUACAAUUGAUUGAAAAUUAAAUUAGAUAAGAACAUGAUGCAACAAUAGGCGUUGAGUUUGGAGCUAAAAUUAUCAAAGUUAAUAGCAUGAACAUCAAACUUUAAAUAUGGGACACAGCAGGACAAGAAAAUUUUAGAUCGAUAAUCAGGAGCUAUUAUAGAUCAGCUAUCGGAGCUCUGCUUGUUUAUGAUAUAACGAAAAGAGAUUCGUUUCACAAUUUGUAGAGAUGGAUGGAAGAAAUUAAAAAUAAUGGAAAUGCAAAUAUGGUGAUUACAUUAUGUGGGAAUAAAGUUGAUUUAGAAUCCGAACGAGCAGUGACAUAUGAAGAAGGAUGGUAGUUUGCAUAAUAACAUUAAUUGAUAUUUCUAGAAACAUCAGCAAAAUAAGGAAUUAAUGUACAAUCUGCAUUUUAUUAAUCCACACAGAGAAUUUUGAAUUAAAUCGACGAUGGAACAAUAGUUCUUGGAUAAGAUCCAGGAAUUAAAAUCGGUGGUUAAUAUAAAAAAAAGGAGAAGGAUAUAAAAAGUAUCAACAAUUACGAAGCAGCUGUUCAAUUAAAGCCUGUAGAAACUCCAAAUGGUAUUAAUAACUGUUGUUGAUAUUUAUUCUUUAUUUUAUCUAUAUAUUAUUAUAAUAUAUUCC
Molecule: messenger RNA, 715 nt
Organism: Paramecium tetraurelia
Lineage: Eukaryota; Ciliophora; Oligohymenophorea; Peniculida; Parameciidae
Exons: 5
Cellular component (GO): Golgi apparatus
Molecular function (GO): GTPase activity; GTP binding
Source: RefSeq, a predicted model, not a curated record